AAAGAGACUGAAAGGACCCCGAAAGAAAGCUGUCAGAAGAGAGGUGUGCUUCUGCUGUUUGUUAUUUUUUAAAGCGAUUAACAACUACAUAAUAAUGCGUAUUCUUUUAUUUAGCAGAACGUAAUAUAAAGGUUGUAUUUACGGGAUUCCAUAUCAUGGCUACUACUGAAAAUGCUGAAUUGGGUUCAGCAGAGACCAGAGCGGAGCGUAAGGCCGCUCACUCGGAUGCAAAGUACCCGCUGAAAGUGCUUUACUGUGGAGUCUGCUCCUUGCCAACAGAGUACUGUGAGUACAUGCCUGAGCCAGCAAAAUGCAGGCAGUGGCUGGAGAAGAACUUUCCGGAUGUGUUUGCUAAGAUGUGUGUAGAACACAGUCAGAAGCACGAUGCUGGAGACGGAGAAGCACCCCCUGUUGUUGAGGAAGAGGAGAAGAAGAAACAGAAAAGAGGCGGCAGGGGUCAGAUCAAACAGAAAAAGAAAACGGUUCCCCAGAAAGUAACGAUCGCAAAAAUCCCACGAGCCAAGAAGAAAUACGUGACCAGGGUUUGUGGCCUGGCAACCUUCGACAUCGACCUUAAAGAAGCCCAGCGGUUCUUCGCCCAGAAAUUCUCUUGCGGUGCCUCUGUAACAGCAGAGGAUGAAAUCAUCAUUCAGGGAGACUUUACAGACGACAUCAUCGACGUCAUUCAAGAAAAGUGGCCCGAGGUGGACGAUGACAGCAUCGAUGACCUCGGCGAGGUGAAGAAGUAGAGACCAGAGACGACACCCCUUCACCCCCCCCCUCCAUUCCCCCCCCCCUCCAUUCACCCCCCCCCCCUCCAUUCACCCCCCCCACACACACACUUUCCCGAAGGAGUGCGCCACAAAAUGAACCUGCCGCCCCAGCCCACUGCAUUACAAGAAGAGCCAUUUUCUCUGUACUCUCAUUUACUGUACCAGAGCUGGGGAGUCGGCCUCCUCCCGGGCUAACACACGUCACUUCUGUAACUCUAGCUGCUUCGCCGUUGCCAAAGGUCUGAUAUGAUUGUGAACUCCUCUAAGACGCUGCACUAAAGCAAUCUUUAGGCUAAUAAAACUGUCAUUUUGGUCUCCUUUGCUCAUUCA
Molecule: messenger RNA, 1103 nt
Organism: Conger conger (European conger)
Lineage: Eukaryota; Metazoa; Chordata; Actinopteri; Anguilliformes; Congridae
Gene: denr
Product: density-regulated protein
Exons: 8
Coding region: 156-749 (197 amino acids)
Biological process (GO): translation reinitiation; formation of translation preinitiation complex
Molecular function (GO): mRNA binding; translation initiation factor activity
Source: RefSeq, a predicted model, not a curated record